AUGCAUUCUACUUCCCUUACCCAGCUUAUGGCGUUUGCCCUGCUAGCUAGUCCAUUCGUUCUCGGUGCCAGCGGUGUUGCCCCAGCAGAUCUUGAGAGAAGAUACGUCGGAGGUGGCGCCAGCCUUGCGUCUUUCGUUGCUCGUGCUGCCGAGCUCCUUCCCAACCUUGAAGCCCGCCACCACACUGCGGCUCAAAUUGCAGCUAAGAAAGCGAAGGCCGGAGCCCGUGACGUUGAAAUUGAGGAGCAAAUUGAGGAGCGUGAACCUCACCACACUGCCGCUCAAAUUGCUGCUAAGAAAGCAAAGGCCGGAGCCCGUGAUGUCGAGGAACGCGAACCCCAUCAUACUGCCGCUCAAAUAGCGGCUAAGAAGGCUAAGGCCGGUGCGCGCGACGUGGAGAUCGAAGAACGCGAACCUCAUCACACUGCCGCCCAGAUUGCCGCCAAGAAAGCGAAAGCCGGUGCCCGCGAUGUAGACGAGCUUGAGACUCGGGAGCCUCACCAUACUGCCGCUCAAAUAGCGGCAAAGAAGGCCAAA
This is a messenger RNA of Lachnellula hyalina, 537 nucleotides long. RefSeq lists its product as uncharacterized. The transcript is spliced from 3 exons. NCBI's taxonomy places the organism in Eukaryota, Fungi, Ascomycota, Leotiomycetes, Helotiales, Lachnaceae. The annotation marks the transcript as partial. The record is from RefSeq and is a predicted model, not a curated record.